CGUAAAUAUUUGAUUUUUUUUAUUAAUUAUCACUAUCAUUAUGUGUUUAGUUAAUCCUGUUUAUCACCAUUUCGCGUUACGAAAUAAUCCUGGCUUAGAAAGAAAAAUAAUAAUAAUCUAUGACAAGCGUUUCAAAGAAAGAUAAGUAAUAUCCUUGAACUUUGUCUGACGAUCACCACUCUGUUUUUCGAGUUGAAACGAAGAAGACGUGGUCACUGGAUAAGCGCAGCUCUACACUUGACACGCGCAAUGGGGAGACUUGAAGUAGCAGCACUGUGGGUGUGUGUGUGGGCUUGUGCGUGGGCGUGUGUGAGCGGGGUGAGGCUACAAAAUGGUGUCUACGAAGACCUGGUGCUGGCCAUAGACCCAAACAUGCCGAUGGACACCAUGGACAUCAUGGAGCUACAGCAGAAUAUUGAGGCACUGGUACAAGACAUGCGGGACAGUAUGAUAACAGCAACAAACGGUCGAUUGUCUCUCGGGUCAGUACGGGUGGUACUGCCUUUGAGCUGGAACAUCACCGACGAAUUUGACUUGGAUCCCGCUCAUGAAGACUUUUCGUGGAAAACUGCUGACAUACAUUUACAGGAGGCGCCCAAAGGGAGCUUCGGCCAAUACACCGACCACGCCCCCAACACGCUGCAGAUGGGGCAGUGCGGAGAGCCUGGGAGUUACAUUACCAUCCACAACACCUUCCUAGACCAAGAUUACGUCAAAACUCACUAUGGUCCCCGAGGGCACGUCCUCAUGCACGAGUGGGCUCACUACCGCUGGGGAGUGUUCGAAGAGUACGGCCAUCCCAAGGACCCCGUGUAUCCUGUCAGCUACGAGAGAGACGACCUCACCAGGCCCACUGCUUGCUACAGGGGAAAACUCCUCGGGGACUUUCUCACGGGAUCCAAAGAGUCGUGCCCAGGAGCUCACAAUGACCCCGAGAAUCCCUGCUAUUUCUUCCCUAACACCAGCAGCAACCCUACCACUACCAAGUCCUCACUCAUGUCACACACUUUUCUCUCCGACGGAAGCUUCUGUACUCAAGAUACACACGACAUCUUUGCUCCAACACCCCAUAACCUGAUGUGUGUGGGACGCUCUGUGUGGGAAGUUCUUGAGACUCACCCAGACUUCACAAAUUCCGAGAGCUCAGGAAAGCAAGCAAAGAACACGGCAAUCCACAUCAGUUUCCAGAAAGCUCCCACAAGCAGGGUUUUCUUCCUCUUCGAAGCCCCGCCUAAGGAUCAAAGUACAACACUGAAUUGGUUGGUGCGUCAGUUCAUAGAGAAAACCACGAACGUCUUUGGUGCCAUCGAGCUCGGCAUGGCUACCUUCAGAACUGUGGUGCCGGGCGAGGCAGAAAUAAUUGACAUGAUGGAUUUCACUUCCGUUGCGAAUUAUUCCUCAGUCGAAAGUUACAUUCCUGGCCCAACUACUGGUCCUGUCUCUGAAGCGCCGCUUCAGGACGCGCUGCUCCAAUUGCUGCCGUCCUGGGAGGUCUACCAGCCAGGGACGCUUCUGGUUUCUAUUACUUGGAAUUCUGUUAUUGCAAAGGAUGCUCAAGAUCUCAGUGUCCUGGUUCUUGAUAAGGGGGUGAAACUACUCGUGCUUGACCCAUCGACAGAGGGCGGCCUGGGACAUUUGCUGCCAAUGAUCCAGCUCCUGCAGAACACAGGAGGCAAUUUCUAUAUCAAAGACUACAACGUUUCCCAACCGAUCAAUCAGCUUCUCGAAGACUUGGACAGCUACAUGAGGAUCCAGUUCAUCGAAGACCAUAGACUGAUAGGUGUGAGUCAUCAUGUAGCGGAUGCUAACAGUGACGUCCAAAAAUUUAUGAAUUUACGAGUUCAGAGGAAUGUUGAAAAAAAGAUCAGUGGUUAUCUUAGAAUCACGCCUUUCGAUCCUGAUUCCAUUGAGAUUACCAUCGCUGACCCCCUUACUAUGAAGCCCGUCUCCUGUAACACUAUAGGAAAGAACGUCAUCUUUCAGUGCAUCAAUUUCGCAGAAGGCAUCUUCAUCUAUUUUUAUACAGUCAACAUAUUCAUCUUCGAUUAUUCCUUAUCCAUCGAGAACCGCGGGGUGGACAGCGUGUCUGUUGAGGCGACCUGGAGUGUAGUGGAUUACCCCAAUGAAGAAAAGGUGUCGGUAGCCGUGUGGUCGUCCGAGAAUGAGCUGAAGGCAAAUGUUCAAGAGAAUGACCACCUCUUCCUUUACUGCCAGGUGUCUCAAGCAAGCGGCAGAGUGGUGGAAAAUCUGCAGGUCAUGGCCGAAGUUGAAUUUGUCGUUGAUCAGAAUGUGUCCAAGCAGAUCAUUACCCUUACCGAUGGCGGAGACAGAGUGGUGGACGUAAAGGCGAGGGACACUGUGUGGUCUGGAAAACUGAGCGGCGACUGGCCCGCCGGCACUACCUUCACUGUCACGACACUGGCCGUUAACCACGACCCGGAUAUCUUCUCACCCUUCAAACUUGGUACUAGCUUCAGUCUUUCCCACAGGCCACGUAUGGCUGCUACAGGAAGCUGGACAGGAAGUAGCUCUGGCGUCCUCCCGAUAAACCCUACAGAAGGUGAAUGUUGCUUGAGUUUCUCUGACGAAAAGGGAGCAUCGCGUAGCCUUGUAGUCAACAGGAUGCUGUUGAAUCCGUACAGUGCUAAGAUCAUUAAUGACAAACAGGAUUUACCACCACGGGUGACAGAAAUGCCCAAGCUGAAGCCAAGUGAUCCUCCCGUCACCGACAACGGUACUGUCACGAUCACAUUCUAUUUGGAAGGACAAACGGCUGCCCGGCAAAGAACAUCGACAACGUACGAGUACUUGACUCGCUACCACGAGGACUUAGCGACAAUUCGGGACAACUUCACCCAUGGCAAAGAGCCGCUGGACGGGUUCAGGUCCCCUGGAGACGCCACGAGCAUCGCCGUGACAAUACCAAUUGGCGAUUCAAAUAGCUUCUACCUCGCCGUGGCCAACUACGACCCUUCAACUGGAGUCGAGGGUUUGCCGUCAAGAGCGCUGCCAAUAAAUUUUCAGAUGAGUCCAGACACAACCACAACCACAACCACCACCACCACCACCACCACAACAACUACAACAGGAGCAGCCAUAACAACAACAGAAAAUUCAAUAACAACAGCAGAAACAACAACUCCACAAAAAACUACAACUAAAGCUCCUCCUACUGAAGGCCCUAAGUCUGAAGACAACACAGUCAUCAUCGUGGUGUCAGUGGUGUGCGCCGUUGUGGUGUUGUGUGUGGCAGGUGGCCUCUAUUACUACAGGCACAGGAUUUGUAAAUGAAA
Messenger RNA from Portunus trituberculatus (swimming crab), 3293 nucleotides. RefSeq lists its product as uncharacterized. The transcript has 22 exons. NCBI's taxonomy places the organism in Eukaryota, Metazoa, Arthropoda, Malacostraca, Decapoda, Portunidae. The record is from RefSeq and is a predicted model, not a curated record. The coding region runs from base 250 to 3291 and encodes 1013 amino acids.